AUGUCGCAUCUCGGCCCUGGCAAGGCCGUGAGCAGCAAGGAGCAGACUGGCCUGCGCUACCCGUCCAAUGGCAAGACCAUCUACCACCGUCCGCUGAACCGCACCAAGACCGCCGAACUCAGCCAGUCGAGCUUCGCCUACCUCUUUUCCGAAAUGGUAACCUACGCGCAACGGCGGGUUACCGGCAUCCAAGAGCUAGAGAAGCGCCUGAACCUCCAAGGCCACCCCAUAGGCCUCAAACUCCUCGACCUCCUCCUCACGCGAGAACCGCCCCGCUCCCAAACCCGCCCCCUCACCAUCAUCGCCCUCCUGCACUUCAUCAAAAUCAAUCUCUGGACCCACCUCUUCGGCCGCCAAGCCGACCGCCUCGAGAAGAGCUCCAACCCAGACACCCCCGACGAGUACAUGAUCAUUGACAACGAACCGCUCGUCAACGCCUACAUCAGCGUGCCGCGCGAGAUGAGCCAGCUCAACUGCGCCGCGUUUGUGGCGGGCAUGAUUGAGGGGGUAUGUGACGGGGCGAUGUUCCCCGCGCGGGUCACGGCGCAUAGUGUGGGUGGGAAAGAGGAGGGUGAGAUGUGGCCGGGGAAAACGGUGUUUUUGGUUAAGUUUCAGCCGGAGGUUUUGGAGAGGGAGGCGUUGAUUGGGAAGGGGUGA
Dichotomopilus funicola is the source of this 657-nucleotide messenger RNA. RefSeq names its product NO signaling/Golgi transport ligand-binding domain-containing protein. Gene Ontology annotation, cellular component: TRAPPII protein complex; TRAPPIII protein complex; TRAPPI protein complex. The record is from RefSeq and is a predicted model, not a curated record. Gene Ontology annotation, biological process: endoplasmic reticulum to Golgi vesicle-mediated transport. NCBI's taxonomy places the organism in Eukaryota, Fungi, Ascomycota, Sordariomycetes, Sordariales, Chaetomiaceae. The coding region runs from base 1 to 657 and encodes 218 amino acids. The transcript is spliced from 2 exons.